This is a messenger RNA of Pelagomonas calceolata, 1422 nucleotides long. The record is from the annotation of a GenBank genome assembly. Lineage: Eukaryota; Pelagophyceae; Pelagomonadales; Pelagomonadaceae.
CGGAGAGGCUGCUCAUUUACUGCCUGGAUUAAGGCACUUCCGCCCCCUCGCCAAACACAGCGGGCGCUGGAGGCAGUAGCCAGUGGCCAUCUCAAGACCCACAGCGAGUUUCGCGACCCCGCGCGCCGCGUAACCGCAGCGCGAAGACUUGGCGCCGCGCGCCCAAAUCGCCGCCGCCCGCCGCCGCGGACCCGGCGCCCGCGCUAGAACCGCGGCGCGAGGCCACCCAAGGCCCGCGAGAACCUCGGGAGCACCGCGCGCCGCGCGCCGGGCCCCUAAAAAAAAGAGGCGGGAACACCGCGGCGGUUUCGACCCGCCCCGCGCCGCAAGGCCCGCGAGAACCUCGCGAGCGCCGCGCGCCGCGUAUCGACGCCCUAAAAAAAAGAGGCGGGAACGCCCGGAGCGGUUUCGCGCACGAUGAUGAUGUCCCCGCCGAGCCCCGGGCGCCUGCCCCAGAGCCCCAGGUUGGGCCACCCGCCGCCGCUCGCGACGCCCGGGUUCUUCGACGACCCCGACGACGACGCGCUCAUCUGGACGGCGACCUCCAGUCAUCAAUUGGACCAGGACAAGGGCUGGGAGGAGCCGCCCGUGUCGCCCGUCCUGCGCCCGUUGCAGACGCCGUCCCAGAACGAGGUCAUGGAGAUGGCGCAGCGAGCGUGGAGUCCGACCAAAGCUCCUCAGCGUUCACAAGUGAAUCAGGUCACGCCGGCGUGCUCGCCCGUCGGCCCCGUGGACCACAGUGCGCCGCUCAUGCCGGGCCUGUCGACGCAAGCGCCCGAAUUCGUGCCGGGCUAUCCCCAGCAGCCUCAGGUCCCGUUCGACCCGCACGCGAGGAUGGCGGGGACCAUAGUUCAUCUCAGUCGUAGACUGUGUGGCGCGUUCACGUCUCGUCGACUGGAUGGUAGCACGGCGACGUACUAUAAUGGGUGGUACGGGUUCGUGCGGCCGGACGCGGCGACCUUAGAUGCGGAAGGGAUCUGUCGGGACGACUUGUUCUUGCAUCCGUCCGAUGCUGCUGAUGAUUAUAAUCCGGCGGUCGGGGACCGCGUGACAUUUAGAAGAGGCACGCACAACGGUCGGGCCAAGGCGGUGGAAGUGCGCUUGAUCAUGGAUCCAGCUAGAAGGAUGGUGCCGCACGAGCCCGCCGUCGCGCCGUGCUGGGCGGCGCCGGCUCGAGCCGUGUCGCCGGACUACCGGCAGGCGCCGGCCAUUAGGGGCGAGAACCGUCAUGUUUCAUUGGGCCCGCGCGGGUCGCCCCAGACGUAUCCGCAACAUGCGUACGCGCCGCAGCCGCAGCGGGCGCACUUCCCGCCGCAUCAGCUGGAACUGCCCCAGGCGGCGCCGCCGGCGCACUGGUAGAUUGCCCCAAAGCCGCGCUCUACCGCAAGAAGAAGACUCAAAGCUAAGUACUACAUAUACGCU